Molecule: messenger RNA, 1877 nt
Organism: Gymnogyps californianus (California condor)
Lineage: Eukaryota; Metazoa; Chordata; Aves; Accipitriformes; Cathartidae
Gene: TAF5L
Product: TATA-box binding protein associated factor 5 like
Exons: 5
Coding region: 91-1860 (589 amino acids)
Biological process (GO): regulation of DNA-templated transcription
Cellular component (GO): histone acetyltransferase complex; nuclear protein-containing complex
Molecular function (GO): transcription coactivator activity; protein binding
Source: RefSeq, a predicted model, not a curated record
GGCAGCGCCUGGCGCCGCUGGGCGCAGUGACAGCGCCCCCCGGCCCCGCCGGCCCCCGCCUCCCGCCGCCGCCGCCUGCGAUGCUCAGUCAUGAAACGCGUACGCACAGAACAGAUUCAGAUGGCAGUGUCCUGCUACCUCAAGCGCCGUCAGUAUGUGGACUCGGAAGGUCCCCUAAAACAAGGGCUGAGGCUGUGUCAGACUGCUGAAGAGAUGGCAGCUAAUCUCACAGUCCAAUCUGAAUCUGGUUGUGCCAACGUUGUGUCUGCAGCUCCCUGCCUGGCAGAGCCACAGCAAUAUGAAGUACAAUUUGGACGAUUACGCAAUUUUCUCACAGAUUCAGAUUCUCAGCACAGCCAUGAAGUGAUGCCUCUUCUGUAUCCCCUCUUUGUCUACCUCCAUCUGAACAUGGUCCAGAAUGGCCUAAAAAGCACAGUGGACAGUUUUUACAGCCGCUUCCAUGGCAUGUUCUUGCAGAACGCCAGCCAGAAGGAUAUCAUUGAGCAGUUGCAGACUACCAUGACUAUUCAAGAUAUCCUGUCCAACUUGAAGCUCCGGGCUUUUCUGGACAACAAGUACGUCAUCCGCCUUCAAGAGGACAGCUACAACUACCUUCUUCGCUACCUCCAAAGUGACAACAACAACGCCCUUUGCAAAGUCCUGACUUUGCACAUUCACCUGGAUGUGCAGCCUGCCAAGAGGACUGACUACCAGCUCUACGCCGGUGGGAGCUCCUCACGCAACGAGAGCAACGGGCUGGAACCCAGCGAUGUGCCGGCUUCCAUUCUGCAGAACGAGGCGGCGCUGGAUUUACUGCAGGACAGCAUUAAACGUGUCAAGGACGGGCCCCCUUCCUUAACGACCAUCUGUUUCUAUGCCUUCUAUAACACGGAGCAGUUGCUGAACACUGCAGAGAUUUCACCAAAUAGCAAGCUGCUUGCUGCUGGGUUCGAUAAUUCGUGUGUGAAGCUGUGGAGCCUGCGUUCCAGGAAGUUAAAAUCUGAGCCCCACCUUGUUGAUGUGUCCCGCAUCCGUUUGGCUUGUGACAUCCUGGAUGAGGAGGAGGAAGACGACGACAGUGCAGGCACAGAAAUGAAGAUCCUGAGAGGACAUUGUGGACCUGUGUAUAGCACCAGGUUCCUUUCAGACAGUUCGGGACUCUUAUCUUGUUCUGAGGACAUGUCCAUCAGAUACUGGGACCUCGGAAGUUUUACAAACACUGUGUUGUACCAAGGACAUGCCUAUCCUGUCUGGGAUUUGGAUAUUAGCCCCUGCAGCCUGUACUUUGCCAGUGGUUCCCAUGAUCGCACUGCAAGGCUCUGGUCAUUUGAUCGGACGUACCCGCUGCGAAUAUACGCAGGCCAUUUGGCGGACGUAGACUGUGUCAAGUUCCACCCCAAUUCCAACUACUUAGCGACAGGCUCCACGGACAAAACUGUGCGCUUGUGGAGCACUCAGCAAGGCAACUCGGUGCGUCUUUUCACCGGGCACCGUGGCCCCGUGCUAGCGCUUGCGUUUUCUCCCAAUGGUAAGUACCUGGCAUCAGCAGGUGAAGACCAGCGGCUAAAGCUGUGGGACUUGGCGUCAGGAACUCUUUACAAAGAACUGAGGGGGCACACGGACAACAUAACCAGCCUUACUUUUAGCCCUGACAGUAGUUUAAUUGCUUCAGCGUCGAUGGACAAUUCAGUCCGGGUCUGGGACAUUCGGAACACUUACUGCAACGCCCCUGCAGAUGGGUCUUCCAGUGAACUGGUUGGUGUAUAUACUGGACAAAUGAAUAAUGUACUGAGCGUACAGUUUAUGGCCUGUAAUCUUCUUCUAGUGACUGGAAUUGCACAAGAAAAUCAGGAACAUUAAAUUUUUUUUUUUUCUUA